GUUCAAGAUGGCGGCGCCCAAUGGCGCCCUGAGCGAUUUGGAAAGCAGCAGCAGCAGCAGCAGCGGCAGCGAUGCGGAGGAGUUGGCACGGUGCCGCGAGGCAGCGAUGCCGGCCUGGGGCUUGGAGCAGUGCCCGAGAGGGCCAGAGAAGCCAAGAGCCGAUGCUGCAAAUAAUCAGCAGCCAUCCAUCCAGCCAAGCCUCAGGCGUAAAGUGGAUGAACACGAACAGGACGGCAAUGAGCUUCAGACCACCCCCGAAUUCCGAGCCCACGUAGCCAAGAAGCUAGGAGCCCUGCUGGACAGCUCAAUUACCAUCUCAGAAGUAGUGAAGGAGCUGAGAAAGGCUGAGGUACAGAAAGUCUCCACAGAGGAUGAUGGUUUCCGUCUCUUUUUCACAUCCAUCCCUGGAGGCUCUGAGAAGAAAGAGGCUCCCCAGCCUGGUCGAAAGCGAUUACCUUCCAGCUCCAGCAGCGAGGACAGUGAGGAGGAGUGGCAGCGAUGCCGGGAGGCAGCUGUGUCGGCCUCCGACAUCCUCCAGGAAUCUGCCAUCCACAGUCCCAUCAAAGUGGGAGGAGAGGCAAAGAAGAAGAAAAAGAAGUUGAAAAAGAAGGCCAGGAAGGAGGCCAGUGCCGACCUGGUCGCUGCCACCACCACCACGUAUGGGACUACAGGUGGGAAGCAGGAACAGCAGUCCCCCAAGCUCAGUGGAGACCAGGCAUCACUUGGGACCAAAAAGAAAAGAAGGAAGAAAAAAGCCAAGAAGGCCAAUGAGGCUUCCCCAUUCUCACCAACAAAGAGUGCAAUGGCUGCUCCUGCACACUGACCCCUGCCCAUGGGCACAGGGCUCUACUAGCCCGAGGACAAAGGCACUUCCAAGCCCCACCUCCCUCUCCAAGUCCGAGAACUUGGAUGGCAAGGCCAUACUCUGCCUGUGACUGGGGCUUGCCCAAGAGUUGGGACAAAGAGGGCUGUAGGGUGAGAAGUCUAAUCAAGGCCUGCCCAUCUGUGCUCCCACUGGGGCUGGGGCAGACCUGUGGUUCCAGAACACUCCAUGGCCUUCCAGUUUUUCAAGACUGUUGAUGAUCAAGUGGUGAAGCUUCCAUCUUCCCGGUCCUGUCUGAGGAGAGCAUGUGAAGAGAGAGCUUUGCCUUCCCUCCCACCUCUUCAGCCUGGUGGGGGAGACCACCUUAAGAGAUGGAGGAAAGGGGUCAGCCCAGAAAGAGUAUUGUACUUCUCCCUCCAGGCCACAUAGAUUUGAUGUAACAUUGUCUGAAAAAGGAGAGAUUCGUCCCCCACUCCAGAUUUCCAGAAGUUUUUUCCAUUUGUGAAUGUACCAUGUACAAUCAUGUCUCUGAGCCAGCCAGAUUAUUGAAAAUAAAUUGUCGAGAGACCCCAAACUUAAAGUGAUUGGGGUGCUGCCUCCAUAUCAAUGCUGAACCUUGAUGAGACAUUUUAAGUAAACAUUACUU
This is a messenger RNA of Nyctereutes procyonoides (raccoon dog), 1469 nucleotides long. It is a transcript of the gene CUNH12orf43, whose product is annotated as chromosome unknown C12orf43 homolog. The record is from RefSeq and is a predicted model, not a curated record. Gene Ontology annotation, biological process: Spemann organizer formation; negative regulation of Wnt signaling pathway; Wnt signaling pathway. The transcript is spliced from 6 exons. Lineage: Eukaryota; Metazoa; Chordata; Mammalia; Carnivora; Canidae. Bases 8 to 823 code for a protein of 271 amino acids.